AUGACUUCUCGACCUGGCCCGGGGAUUCACGAAUCUCUUCAGAAUCGUGGUAGCGGCCUGCCUCCUCGGUCCCAGGUGCAGCGUCGGCCGACCAAGCCCAUCUCAACGCUUGUCCAGCCCGACUGCAUCGACCCAGCCCUGGAAGACGACCGCCCUCCCACACACAAUGCUGCACCCGAUGCUGCGCGCCCUCCCCCGCGGGGACGCCCGCCGCUCUUCUAUACCGCCAUGCCCAACUACGCACUCGACAUGCCUAUACACGCCUUCCCUUAUCAGCCAACCGCGAACCUGCCCCUACCCCCACGCCCGGGCUCAAUACAUCUAAGAGAUGCAUCUCAGCAGCGUCGCAUCUGGCCCGGCGGCUCCGGAGUCAAGGACACUCCAAAGCCAGGCGCGUCUGAAGCCGUCGCGCCCCCCGUCCAUUUUCCCGGUGGUAAGGCUGCCGAUGUGUUCCCGUGGACUGGUAAUAGUGCCGAGGAUAACUUGUCCGAGGCGCUUGUCAAGGUGGGCGUCAGCAAUAAGCCUCAGAUCAUGAACGAGUCCAAUACUGCUCGGCCCUCGCUGAUAAACAACCUCAAAAACAAAUCCGGCCUCAGUACGCUAUCCACCCUGUUCGUGGCCGUCCUGGAGAAGAGGCAACAGACUGGCCGCUUACAGGCCCCCAACACCUUCAAGCCCCCACCCCGACUAACACUUAGAGAUUCCACUCGUGAGCAGUGGCUGCACGAUCUGGCAAAUCCGACCACCGGCCUCCGUCGCCUCAGCCGCACCAUACCCCAUGGACUCACUGGUAAGGUGCUGCUGGAACAAUGUCUCAACAAGAACAUACCGCUUCCACGAGCCUUGUGGCUGGCCAAGUGCGUGGGUAUCAAUGAGCUGCGCGCUCACAAGAGAAAGGGACAGGCUGGUACUGUGACGUGGGGAAGAGGCUGGACCAGUUCCGUGGAGCAAUUUAUAGAUGGUGUUAUUGGUGGAAUAGGACAAGGCGAUUGGAAACCACGAAUCACGUAUGCCCUUCAACUGGCCACCCAUCUCUACAAGGAACACCUUUUGGACGACGACCAUUUUCUCGACUGGAUAGUCAAUGGCUUAGACACGUGUGCUUCGGAGCGUCUUUUCAUCUGGCUGUUGGUUGUUUCCAUUUCUCACUACUGGGCGGACGUUACGUGCUGCCGCCGACGCGGCAAGCGUCUUGCUGAGUCGUUGCUCAACCAACUUGACAGGAUCUAUCGACUAGAGGAACAAGGUCCUUAUAUGGCUGUCUUGCAAUAUCUGGAAAACACCGUUGUCAGACUACUUGCAACACGACCAGCAUGUUUACUACUCCCGACAUCAUGGGCGCAGUACAGUCCUCUUCUCCAGAAACUUGCAGAGAGGCGAAACCAUGCACACGUCACCCAAGCCAUCCGGAGACUUGAGCAGCGAAAUUGCAGGCUGUUAAAGUCUCCCCAGAAACCAUCAUUCGCUUCACAAACACCCGCCGGUCGAGUCUAUCGCAUCUUAGACUCUGUUGACUACAAUAGGCCAGUCCGCAUUGAAGACUUGUCCUACGACUGCAUGGAGGUUAUUGGAGAUGCACCCCGCCUAAUCGGUGUUCUCCUCCGCUGGACUUGCACGUACUAUCGAGAAGGUGCACAUAGGGUGUAUCUGGCGACUCGGUUACUUCGGCGGUGGAACCAUCUCGGGGCCGAUGUGUAUGAUGGCAUUGUUUCGUAUUUGCGUGAAAUGACAUGGGUUGCAACAGGCGAUCCUAGCCUUCUUUUCAAGGUUGUCGCAGAACUGGUUCGUUCCAAAACAUUUGCGCUCGGACGCUACCUCCAAUGGCUUAUUGCUACUGGAUCCGUAGGGCAUGGUGCAGAUCUCUCUGUGCCUGGCUCCUGGCCACUGCGUCUAGUCACCGAGAUACCCCUUACUGGCCUACCUGAUCAGAUUCGCACCCUACGAAGCACCCUCCUUCGUGGGACAGUACACUCUGCAGAAUCGGAGCAAAGAGCCCUUACCUACGCCAAACAUAUGAUAUCUCAGACUUUACCUAGUUUGUUUGGGCUCUAUAGUUCCACGACGGACGUGAACGAAGUUGAGCUAGACAAGCUCAGUCCGACCGUGAAGUUUGAGCUAGGUAUCUGGUUACGUCGACAAGUCGCUCAGUAUGCAGAAGUCAACGAGCAUGUCCCUACCAAAGAUGCACCAGGAGAAGAGACUGCUGCAGUGUCUCUGCUAACGGCGUUGGAUUUCCAUAUUGUAAGGUCCUACCUUGAACGUUUUGGAGAUCUCGCUAUACUUGCGGACGUUGUUGGUAUCGCGACUUCAUCAUUGGAUUCCAGUGUUCUUGCCUCCACUGCGGAUACGAUUAACUACCACGCCAAAGCUUUCCGUGCCAUAGGUGCUUUCGAUCCUCUAUUUGCCAGAGUUACAGCGAGAUAUGCCGCUUUGCGAACAAUCCGAUUCCCCGAUCGCGAGCUCCUGCUCAGCCUUGCUAGUCUAGCUCGCACCGCCCAAACUGAUGGACAGCUUCCACAGCUUCUCAGCUAUGACUUGAGCCAACUCAGCCAGCGUAACACUAUUGCCUGCUCGCCUGCCUCUGAUAACAUGGGUGAAGUUAUGCAGACAGGAUCCUCCUCUGAUGACGAAAUUGAGCGUAUCCUUUCUAGCGGUACCAGUAUGGACCAGCAGAUGAUGGGUCGAGUACUCCGCAAGAUUGUAAGCAACAUAGAAGAGCAUUCAGGCAAGGGUUCUGUGCAUCUGAACAGUCAUCAUGGCUGGUUCCAUCGACUCCGCUGUUUCGAUGAACCAACGUUUGAUAUUGUUGUGAAUGAAUGGCUGGCUUCAAGCUUGAUGGCUCAAAGAACCGACAGCUUGCGAGUGGCUCUGCCCACCCUAGCUGGCUCUGGCUGUGUUGCUCUGACUUCUUUCCUGGAAACUUUGCGAGCUUGCGUUGCAAGGUUCAAGACAAGCCCAUCUGAAGGUUGCUUCCAGAGCGCGCUGAAGGGUAUGCACAUUAUCCUGCCGUCCGAUGCACUAGCUCAGUCAUGCUCACCCCAAGAUGCGUAUCGAUACCGCCUCGAGCAGCGAAAGCUAUGCUUAGAGACUGAAGGGCGUUUCAUGCAGUGUCUAGGUGAGCUGAUUGGGCUUGGCUCAAUAAUCUCUUCGCACAAAACUCAAACACAGCUUGCAAGCUUGCUGCGUAGUAGGCCGGUGCUAUCAAUUUUGAAUACUCACAUCGCUACCGAUCCAGGAUGUCUGAGUAAGCUAAGUAAAGACGUUUCGGGUGAUUGCUUGAAUCAGUCACUAGAUACCCUUCUUGAUCCAAACGACCAUUUAGGUUUAUCUCAAAAACCUCCUGAACAGCAGGUGGCCGCGGUAUUUUCACUUGCUAGCGAGCUGUCAUUGCCCAUUUGUCAGGCGGCCAUUGAACGAAUCUUCUCUUCCCGAGCGAACGCGUCUGAGGGCCCCAGUGAGGCGCUAUCUGCUACCCUUCUCAAUGCCAUCAGAGCAGCAGUGGAGGAGGACCGACCAUCUGGACUAGAGCUUCUUGCGAGUUUAGACGCUUCGCUGACAGGGCAGAUACGACAGAAUGCAGAGCGUGAGAUUAUCAACGCUUCCGCCUUCCUGACUGCAAUGUCGACUACCAAACCAGAAGAGACGGAGAUUGUUUCGCCCAAGACUGUCCAGAAGUUCCUCGCCGUCAUCGAUCUAACUCCUAGCAAGGGCGCUGAAAAUAUGGAGCAAUCUGGCCUGCUUCAAGCUUUGGUUGAGAGGCUCAAAGGGAUGACUCAAGCCCUUGAUGACAACAAGCUCUCAGUGUUGGACUUCUACGCUUGGCUGACGGCUCUACUCCGAUUGGCAGUGUCUCACGCUUCGACGAUGAUUAGCAAUGCUACGCAUCCGUACCAGACGGCUAUCAUGAGUGCAAUGGCAGCCCUACUCACUCACCCCACUUUGGAACUGUAUCCUACAAUCACUGAACAUGUGUUUGACGUUACGGUAUUUCUCUCAGAUUACAUCUCUGACGAUGUCCGGUUCCAUGUCACCCGGCUGGAUGGUGCUCGACUCGCGAAUGAUUCACGUUGCGUCUUUAUUCUUGGGGUGACAGCGCCUGUUGAUGGUUGGCUCGUGCUUGCAAGACCUGUCAACGCUCCUCCAAAUCAAAGCUCGUCACAACCACCGACACCUACACCACUGCAAGGACAGCCAACACCCUACCAAAAUCCACAAGCGCAGGCCACAGGAUCUUCGACGCCCCAACAACGGUACUCGAGCCAGCAACAGCAACGACAGCAGCAGAUGCAGGCAGCCCAGCAAGCACAACAAACGCGCAACAUGCAGCAAUACUCACAGCAUCCACAAAACAAGAUGCUCCCCGCCCAGCUCCAGCGAACACCUUCAGGCCAGGCUACCCCAUCACCGCUCUCACAAAUGCAGCAGAUGCAGCAGAUGCAACAGCGCGCCAUGCAACCUUCGCCUGUGUAUUCACAACGCCCGGCCCCUACAGCGAGCCAGGGCCAGGGUGUCAUGCAGGCGCCUGGAAAACUGCAGUUGAAGCAAGAGAAGGAAAUCCGACACUAUCCUUUCGUUCAGCCAAGAUGGGAAAUCCUGGCCGAGAGCUCAGGCAAUCCUACUGGGAAUGAGACCGCAAUCAACUUGAGUCUCUUCGGAGCACGUAGGGUAUAA
This is a messenger RNA of Bipolaris maydis ATCC 48331, 4671 nucleotides long. RefSeq lists its product as uncharacterized. Gene Ontology annotation, cellular component: mediator complex. Gene Ontology annotation, biological process: regulation of transcription by RNA polymerase II. Gene Ontology annotation, molecular function: transcription coregulator activity. NCBI's taxonomy places the organism in Eukaryota, Fungi, Ascomycota, Dothideomycetes, Pleosporales, Pleosporaceae. The record is from RefSeq and is a predicted model, not a curated record.